Aspergillus fischeri NRRL 181 is the source of this 471-nucleotide messenger RNA. RefSeq lists its product as uncharacterized. The transcript has 2 exons. The record is from RefSeq and is a predicted model, not a curated record. Lineage: Eukaryota; Fungi; Ascomycota; Eurotiomycetes; Eurotiales; Aspergillaceae. Bases 1 to 471 code for a protein of 156 amino acids. Gene Ontology annotation, cellular component: membrane.
AUGUACUCUCAAGUGCUUGAGAGGCUGCACCAGGUCGCAACACCUCUCGCUCCCAGCAUCAACGCCAUUUCCAACACAACAGGAACGCUCAUUGAGCUCGCGAAGCACAACAUCCCACUUCCAACUGCUCUUGAGCUUCAUGCUCUUCCCAGGAACGUCACAACCUACAUCACUCAGAAUCCACUCCGACUCGUUUCGAUCUGUCUCUUCACAUUUCCUCAGGCGGUUAUCUCCCCUGUCCUCUAUCUCACGGGAUUUGGAUCUCUGGGUCCGAUUUCUCAUUCGUUCGCGGCCUGGUAUCAGGCCUCGUUUGGCAAUCCGGUGGCAGGAGGGGUCUUUGCACACUUCCAAAGCGCGGCGAUGGGUGGCUAUGGAUGGAGUGUUUUGAACACUGCUCUUCGGGGGGUAGUGGGUGUUGCUACGGCGGUGCAGAUGUCUUUGGGGAAGGGGAAUGGGACUGUGGCAGGAUAA